AAUGAUUUUGAAUUAAGAUGUUUAAGGACCAUGCUUGGUUAUAUUAUCUCAAAAAUUUGUAUUUAUGUGGCAAAUUAAAAAAUUGCAACCUAAAUCGAAAUGACAUUAACUCUAGCAAUAUUCAAAAUAAAAUAAUUAAAGCUCAGCCAUUAAAAUUAACUCUCUCAUAUCUUGUAAUGAAUGAAAAAAAUGAAAAUAUAAAGAAACCUCCAUCUAAUUCAAAUAUCAAUAUGGAAUCUUCAAGCAAUUCCUCCUCAGCUUCUCAGACACCCUUCCACUCUGCUCAGUCUUCCCCUUCUCUUCCUUCUCCCAUCACGAAUAAUCCUUAUUUUUCCGUCGCGGAUAUCUCCUCGAAAGAUACUGAGAAAAUAGAUUCGCCAAAUAUGUAUGAAUCCUCUUCUCUCAGCACCAGUACAAAUCUUGUUGAUCACGAUGUUAAGGGUAAUAAUGAUUCGGGAGAUAGAAAUUCCUCAAACGUUGUCGCAAACAACUCUGCCGAUAAUAUACCCGCACUGGAUUCAAAUAAAGAUCGAUCUCUAAUACAAGAUCAAACAGUGAGUUCUAACACUAUUGCUACCCCCACACUACCCCGUCCUCCUAAGCGCUCAUUGGCCCGUUUCGAGACUAUCGUACCGGAAACUGCCAGCGAGUCGGAUCAAACAUCCUCUCCUGUUUCACCCGAGCUACGCAAAUACUUUAUUAAAAAAACUUUCCACCCCAAAGCGCACAUCCCCACUAACGAUUCUAGUCAAUUAGACUAUUUUCCCACCACGAACAUCAUCCAAUCUAGUCCCGACUCUACAUCACAACCAACCAAAGACUCGGACACCAUGUCGGUCUCUCCCCAAAACAAUGAAAUGAACAAAAACUACUUCGAAGCCGAUUUUGAUGACCAGGAGCCGAACGGGCCGGAAUUCGAAAUAAGACGUACCUUGAGUCUUAAAUCUAAUCUGCAGGUGAAGCCAAAGAGCGGAAAAAAGGUUGUCAGAUUCGCCGACUCGUUAGGUCUGGAUUUGGAAGUCGUUCGCAUGUACCCAGAUAUGGACCAGCCACCUCCUAUGGAUUCUUUAACUCAUGACGCUAUAAAGGCCCUAGAAACGUCCCCGAAAACUAUCGAAUCUAUCCUAUCUCCAACUCCUCCUUCAACUCCCCCCAGUAUUAAACAAGUUAAUUCACCUUCUCUUCAACCAACACUGCCAAUUUCUCUAGAUAAUGUUCAAUCUACCCCGACCACUUUACACCAAGCCAAAAUUCCAGCUAACACUGGUCUCAAACACCACAGGAGUAAUAAGCAUCACUCCAAACUCGAUUCCAACAUGAGCCUAUUGUAUUCCACUGCUUUGCCCUUUUUCCCCUUUGGAGAUUACAUUUACCAAGGUAUGCAUAGCCCGAUCAACCCGGGCCAAACGAAUACGUAUCCUACCGUCGGUAGCAAUUUGUAUCAUUCCAAAAAUUUAUUCUUUUCUCCUUAUGAUCACUUGGCCUUUCCCACUCGGCACAUCUCUUCACCCUUUAAAAUAGGGAACGCCAUGUCCGGCAAAUAUUUGUCACCCACAUUUCCGCAACCUGGAAAGGCUUUCAACUUUCUCAAGCGCGUUAAAGAUCAAAAGGUAUGCCUUGAGGAAGUUAUGGGCGAAUCGGAAAAAUGCGCAAUUUCUGGACUCAUCCGAGUAGAAAAUUUAUCGUUUCACAAAACAGUAUACGUGAGGUACACUGUCGACGAUUGGAUUACCCGUUUCGAUCACCUUUGCAAUUACGUUCCUAACUCUACCUCGGUUUCCCCACUGUAUUCCAAAGCCUCUAAGGAUAUCAUCGGCAUGCAAAAUCUCGAAUUAAACUAUGACGAAACGAUAUGCACCGAUAAAUUCUCCUUUACCAUAGUAGUUCCCUUUUCCAUGACUCCAGGUUCGAACCUAUACCUAUCCGUGCUUUACAGAACGAAAGGGAAAGAUUACUGGGAUAAUAAUUCCGGUCAUAAUUACCAGCUGAAAUGCUAUUCUUCUCCCACCGCGACUAGCACAUCCAACGAUCUUCAAAAUAUGCCCGAUGAAAAUAGACUUAAUCAAGACAAUGAUGCAUAUUUAAAUGAUAUGUGCUGAUCCUUUCCGACAGUGUCUGUGCUAUAUGAUUGAAUUUUUUCGGAAAAAUUGAGGCCUAUGAAGUCUUAAUCAGUGUAAUAUAAAGUGUCGUUUACUCCCAUCUUUUAAUAAAUGGCUGUUUUUGUGUAUAUAUAAUAUAUAUUUCGUAUUCGGAUUUGGAUUUCACUGUUUGAAAUGAGGCUCAUAAAACCUUAAUUAUUGUAAUAGUCGUGUAGUCCCACCUUUAAAUAUAUGGCUGCUUUUGUAUAUAUAAUAUAUAAUAUAUAUGUUGUAUUGGGAUUUAGAAUCCACGAGGGUUUGGAAUAUUUAAUUUUUAAAUCACAUACUGAGGACGAUUUUUAAAUUAAAAAUAUCUGAUUUGACCGGAAACGUAUUUUAGUAUAUGUACAGUUCACAAUAAUUUCAGACAUUUUUUUGCCACAUUGAACUACUUUCAAAUUUAUAUUUUUUAUAUAUAUAAUUUUUUUUAAAAUACACUCGUCUUCCCUAAAUGAUUUAAAAUAGAAAGAUUCUGAUUCUCCACUAAUUCCGCAUCCCAAAUACAACACAUAUAUAUAUACAUUAUAAUUUAUUUAAAACUACAUAGCUCCAACUCCGCUAUUUUUUUAAAUAGUCCAUUUUUAAAUUAAACAAAAAUAAUUAAUAGAGUGCUGAAAUUUAUAUCAAUGCAAAAUUAGAUGAAUUUGGUUUUUUAUAUUCAAAAAUAUUUUUUUUUAUUUGUUUCCAAAUUUCUUACCCUAGCAUAAUAUGAUUUUAAAUACAUGUGCUAUUACUAUAGGCCAGUAUUUUUUCUAAUAAACACUUCUACUUUUAUAACCCUUUCCUCUUCCAACCAUCCCCAUUCAUCUCAACCUAUAACAAAAAAUUGUUUGGCAAUAUGAAUUAUACAUUUAUACAUACAUAUUAUUUAUUCAAUAUAUUUAAUAUUCACAAAAUUUUCUCAUAAUCAUUUAUGAAGAAUGUUUGUCGGUCAACGGCAGAAACCUUUAUAUAUUUUGAUAAUUUUUUUUCAUGCCUAGAAAAACAGUACACGGGUCUCGUUAAGGCAUAAUCAUAUAUAUAUUUUAGGAAAUGAAUUGAAUCUCUUAUAUAAAAUAGUAAAAUUAUAUUUAUUUUUCUAAAUUCGCUUAAUAUAUUUUUUUUAAUAAAAAAUAUUGUUAAUUUAUAAGCCGUUCUUUCGGGAACUCGAUGAUACAAUCAUGAAAAAGAAAACAAAAUUUAUAUUAUAUUAAAAAUUAAACUAUUUAUUUUAAUCCAAAAUUUUAUUCGUAAGCCCUUUAUAACUUUUCUGACCUCCUCUUUGUGAAAUAAUUAUAGUAAUCAUCAUCAUUGUGAUAAUAUAUUUUAUUUUCCUUUAUGUGGCGCUCUACUUUUUGUUGCAGAUAAACGAUAU
Molecule: messenger RNA, 3492 nt
Organism: Gordionus sp. m RMFG-2023
Lineage: Eukaryota; Metazoa; Nematomorpha; Gordioida; Chordodea; Parachordodidae
Exons: 5
Coding region: 18-2099 (693 amino acids)
Biological process (GO): regulation of glycogen biosynthetic process
Cellular component (GO): protein phosphatase type 1 complex
Molecular function (GO): protein phosphatase 1 binding; glycogen binding
Source: RefSeq, a predicted model, not a curated record